This is a messenger RNA of Bufo gargarizans (Asiatic toad), 979 nucleotides long. RefSeq names its product serine protease ami-like. Bases 102 to 905 code for a protein of 267 amino acids. Gene Ontology annotation, biological process: proteolysis. Lineage: Eukaryota; Metazoa; Chordata; Amphibia; Anura; Bufonidae. The transcript is spliced from 5 exons. Gene Ontology annotation, molecular function: serine-type endopeptidase activity. The record is from RefSeq and is a predicted model, not a curated record.
GCACAGGGAGGUGUUGGAUAAGUCAGGGGGAGUUACUCAGCAUUACAUAUACUGGGAAGACAUCUGGAAAAGUCAGAGAGAGUUACACUAGGCGAGACACAAUGGCUGUGCCUAACCUUCUGCCUGCUUUGGUAGUGCUACUGAGUAUCACGUGUUAUGAGUGCUACCCACGUGGUCGAAUCCUUGGUGGAAGUCCGUCCGUUGUAAGUUCUAGACCGUACUUGGUAUCAUUGCAAGUGGAUGGAAUCCACAUGUGCGGUGGACUACUAAUCUCUGAUGAAUGGGUGCUGAGUGCUGCACAUUGCAAACCAGACAGUGUUAAUAAGACUCUGCAAGCUGUCCUGGGGACUAACUCUCUGACCGACCCUAAAAAGUUAGUUUAUGUUAUUGACAUCCAGAUCAUGCAUCCUCUAUAUAACAAAACGACUAAACAGCAUGACUUACUUCUUCUAAAGUUACCACAAAAGGUUCCACUGAGCAAAUCAGUAAGUCCUCUACCUUACCAGAUGGAAGAUAUUCUCAUCCAACCAAACACACUUUGUCUGGUUGCUGGCUGGGGAAAAAUCAGGCGAACUGGAAGGAAGACAGAUGUCCUAAAUGAGGCAAUGGUCCCAGUGAUCAGUCCAGAGAUCUGCAACCGUCGGGACUACUACCAUGGAGAGAUAACUGCCAACAUGAUGUGUGCAGGGGACAACAGGCGGGAUUCAUGUGAGGGUGACUCUGGUGGACCUUUAAUAUGUAAUGGUGUGGCCGAGGCUAUAGUGUCUUCUGGAUCUAGCGUCUGUGGCAAUCUAAAACGUCCUGGAGUGUACACACGCAUCUAUCCCUAUAAUGUUUGGAUAGUCGAUACCAUGAGGAAUAACACUGAAUUAACCACGCCUAUUCCAACUGCAAAGUCUAACUGACAUGACAUGUUGAAUUAUAACAUAAAAUGUGCUGUUAUAAUGAAUAGCUUUUAAUAAAAAAUCUUUGCUUUGGG